AUUUUCUGAAAGGCCGUUGCUUUGUAUGAUAAAUACAGGUCGAAGUCGGUCCUCGAUGAACCUCAACAUGAUUGAGAAAAACAGAGUUUAUCAGACCUCAACAUUAUUGAGAAAAGUGGAAGUGAGCCAUUUCUCGCACUUGCCGAUCCUAUCGUCGACAGGGAAUUUGUAAGUACGUUCUCGGUCCUCCGCCUCGUCGUAGGGUAGCAAAAGAGAGUGAACAAGACAGUAGAUGGUGAGCAAUCAUGCUGUCCUCGUAUUCGGCGGGAUGAUCUUCAUGAUGAGGCAAUGACCAGAUCCAGAUCAACUAGAAGAAGGUAAAGACAGCCUGUACUAGUACCAGUAGACGAGGUGGUCGUGGUCUGACUGUAAGGAGAGACUCCAAAAAUAUUACGUCCAGGAAGUUGAUUAAAAAUCUCAACGAAAUGGCUCUCUCCGCGUCUCCAACUCGUACAGUGCAAGAAGAUGACCACCACGACAUCAUCCAAGAUACUAGUCUGUGGUCCAGUGAGAGUGCGCUUGUUGGUUGUGUCCUUGGCCAGAUUUUGUUCGACGCAGCACGUGUAAUCGAGUCUGAAGAUACUAGGCGAGAACCUUCAUCUGGUAAUGAUGAAAUUUCCUCAGUGUUUGCUGAUGAUACUAGAGAUGUUGAUAUUACGUCGUGCGCGAGUGGUAGUGGUUCUACCUCCAGUGACACCAGAACAAGUUGUUGUACACAAGUUAUUGCGAAGUCCACAUCUAUAUCUAGUACUGGUGUCGACUCUCUCCUCCAGAAGCUAAAUUGCGUCAUUUGCUGUGCGGCCGAACGCGAGUUCUCUCUUCUGCCCUGUUGCCAUUUUGCAGUCUGCAAACAUUGUCUGGUGGAGAUGCUACGUAAAAAUUCGAAUUGUAGUAUGACUGUGGUGGACGAUGCUGGUGUGGGUUUGAGAGCAGUAUUUGCUUCGGACAGUAUUAGAGUUAGAAAAUUGAUGAGACAGCGGAUAUUGGCGCAAGUGCGGAUACUGGAGGGGGUCGUUGAAGGGCGGGAGGUGGACUGCUUUGAUGAAGCUGGUGUAGACAACAAUGAACAUGAUGAUGUGCUGCAUGAAGAUCUUGGUGGAGAGGAAAGAAGUGCAAUGAGUACUAGUAGUACGCCGUCGUCUUCACACAGCGAACCAGUAGUAGUCGGAGCUGCAGAUCCUAUAAUUGAGCAUGGAUGCAGAAUGUACAGAAGCGGAGCUAGAUUGACAACUACUAGAGAAAGAUCAGCAAGAAAAAGAAGACAUCAUCAAUGCAAAUGCUGCUUGGUAAAAGGUCCUGCUGCGAGAAGAGCCUCCUGA
Messenger RNA from Amoebophrya sp. A25, 1319 nucleotides. The record is from the annotation of a GenBank genome assembly. Lineage: Eukaryota; Dinophyceae; Syndiniales; Amoebophryaceae.